AUGGCGACACUACCGUACAUUUCAGUACAGCCCAAUUAUGCCGAGGUGUUCUCCGACAUCUCGUCGUCCACCAUUGCUGCCGAAAAGGCAUGGCUCUCCUACUACGCGUCCAACGCACCUUCAUCCAGCGUACAUAUCAAGCUUCCUCUCAUUCAGACCAAAGACGACGGACAGAAUGUUGAAACGCAAGGUGGAGUCAAAAUAGGCGACCCAGAAGCGUCUGGUGGACCUACCAACGGGCUACAAAUUCACCGAGUUCCAGGGAGCUGGCUAGACCUUGAGUUGACGCAACAAGGCAAAGCUGAUACUGACGGCAGCAGCAGCAACAAAAACAACAACAACAACAACAACAAAAGGUCAACAAGAAAGUUGCAAUCGAACAUCGAGCUCGACUCUGGAAUUCAAAUUUGCUUCCCUCGCAGAUCCGUGACCAAGUUCUUGCCUACCGUAGGCACGUCGAAGGUCAACGACAAUUACACGAAUCAUCCCACCAUUGAUGCAUUCGACAUGGGCCUGGGAUCGGCAGACGAUGAACUGGAUCUCUUUGUCGCAGGUGGCUCUGAAGGGUCGCUGUACACUGGACGACUUGUAGGCGAAUUUGAUGCGGCCGAAGCGCGAGCAAAUGCGAUCGAAACUCUGACUGAAGAAGAGCAACACAUUCUGACCGGAGAAUCGUCCGAUGCAGAAGAGCGCAAAUGGGAGAUCGAAGCGCGAAUCCGACUCUCUAUUAGCUCGGCUAAGUCGAGGUUGAGUAAAAAGACAGCGCUCAAGGGCCACGUUGGUGACGUACGCUUUGUCAAGUUCUUCCCGUCGAACAGAGUCGUGCUGUCCACAUCGGGCGAUUUGACGUGUCGGAUCUGGGAUCCUUUCACAGGAGACAAUCCGCGCACAUUGCAGGGUCACAAACGGGCAGUCUUGACCGCAGGCGUCAUUGGCAGAGGCAAGAGUAUACUGACGGCCGGAGCGGACGGAUCGGUUCGAUUGUGGGACGUAGCAACGCCCAAACAGAUUAGGAUGAUGGGCAGUGAUCGAUAUUCUGCCGUUCAGUGUUUGGCUUUGUCACAGCUACAGGACGGAGCGGAAGCAGAGCAGUCGACUUUUGCAGUGGGACUUGCGAGUGGUUCGUGGCAGCUGUUUGAUUUGAGAACAGCAGCAGCGAGUGUAACGACGAGCAAAUUCGAUUUUCCACCUGGUGCGGCGCCCUCAGCGACGGAUUUGUGGAGCCAGACUACAACUGCGGGUGUUACUGCGAUCAAUGUGCUGGAGAACACUGUCGUGGUGGGAACCGCUAAUGGCAUCGUCAGUGUGUGGGAUGUUCGCGCCACUUGUUCACAAACCGAUAGUGCGAGCGUGCCCAAAGGUCUGCUCACAACGUGGAAGCGCAACAACGCCGAGAUCAACUGCCUUCGGCUUGUUUCUACGGACGACGAGCAGCAUGUGCUGGUGGCGACGCAAGAUGGAUUGCCGUACCGCGCUGCGCUGCAAGGCUGGACGCAUAUGCAGGGAGACGAUCAAGACACUGAAUCGACAUGUCGUCCUCCCAGGGUGGUGCACGAAUACGCUGGAUGGGACUGCGACCAGACCAGCUGGAUUGGCUUGGAUCGGUCAGGCCGCACAGUGAUUGCUGGUGCUGAGGGGGCCGUUCGGCGCUACUGA
Molecule: messenger RNA, 1656 nt
Organism: Mycosarcoma maydis (corn smut)
Lineage: Eukaryota; Fungi; Basidiomycota; Ustilaginomycetes; Ustilaginales
Exons: 1
Coding region: 1-1656 (551 amino acids)
Cellular component (GO): small-subunit processome
Molecular function (GO): protein binding; snoRNA binding
Source: RefSeq, a predicted model, not a curated record